CCAGGGCGGCUCCCCCACGCGCUGCGCCCGCGCCCGGCUGCCGGGGUCCCCGCGCGCCCCAUGUCCUCCGCGCCGCUGCGCUCGCCCGCCCUGCGGCCCCACAGGAUGAAGAAGGACGAGUCGUUCCUGGGCAAGCUGGGCGGCACGCUGGCGAGGAAGAAGAAGGCCAAGGAGGUGAGUGACUUGCAGGAAGAAGGGAAAAAUGCCAUCAACUUGCCGAUGUCCCCUGCCUCGGUGGAGAUCCACCCUGAAGACACCCUGCUCGAGGAGAACCAAGAGCGCACGGUGAUCGACCCCACCUCCAGGGAGGACCCCAAGUUCAAGGAGCUGGUCAAGGUUCUCACCGACUGGGUCAACGACGUGCUGGUGGAGGAGAGGAUCAUCGUAAAGCAGCUGGAGGAGGACCUGUACGACGGGCAGGUGCUGCAGAAGCUCCUGGAAAAACUGGCAGACUGCAAGCUGAACGUGGCCGAGGUGACCCAGUCCGAAGUAGGACAGAAGCAGAAGCUGCAGACGGUGCUUCAGGCGGCGCAGGAGCUGCUGCCGCCCCGUGGCCGGGCGCUCCAGUGGACCGUUGACUCGAUUCACGGGAAGAACUUGGUGGGCAUCCUCCACCUCCUCGUGGCCCUGGCCACGCACUUCCGGGCCCCGAUCCGCCUUCCCGAACACGUCUCCGUGCAAGUGGUGGUCGUCCGGAAGCGGGAAGGCCUGCUGCACUCCAGCCACGUCACGGAGGAGCUGACCACGACCACCGAGAUGAUGGUGGGUCGGUUUGAGCGGGACGCCUUUGACACGCUCUUCGACCACGCCCCGGACAAGCUCAGUGUCGUGAAGAAGUCUCUCAUCACAUUUGUGAACAAGCACCUGAACAAGCUGAAUUUGGAGGUGACGGAACUAGAGACCCAGUUUGCAGAUGGCGUGUACCUGGUUCUACUCAUGGGGCUUCUGGAAGACUACUUUGUACCCCUGCACAACUUCUACCUGACCCCGGACAGCUUCGACCAGAAGGUCCACAAUGUGUCAUUUGCCUUUGAGCUGAUGCUGGAGGGAGGCCUUAAGAAGCCCAAGGCUCGGCCCGAAGAUGUGGUGAACCUGGACCUCAAAUCCACCCUGCGGGUUCUUUACAACCUGUUCACCAAAUACAAGCACCUGGAGUGACGGGAAGGGAGCAGUAGACACCGCGGCGGGGACGGUGCUUUGGGAGGCGCCCUGGCCUCCCCUCCAAGCCCGCGGUCGUCCCCCACUCCCACCCCCACCUUUUUCUGGUAGAUACUCUUAACCUCCUUUC
Messenger RNA from Kogia breviceps (pygmy sperm whale), 1288 nucleotides. RefSeq names its product parvin beta (gene PARVB). Gene Ontology annotation, cellular component: focal adhesion; cytoplasm; actin cytoskeleton. Gene Ontology annotation, biological process: lamellipodium assembly; establishment or maintenance of cell polarity; substrate adhesion-dependent cell spreading. Gene Ontology annotation, molecular function: actin binding. The record is from RefSeq and is a predicted model, not a curated record. Lineage: Eukaryota; Metazoa; Chordata; Mammalia; Artiodactyla; Physeteridae.